UAGAGUACCGUUCGUUGUCGUCGUGUCCCAGACUUUGGCCUGUACUCUGGCUCAGACAUUGUCCCAUACCGGUCAAAUCUCUGACAUUCUGUAACUUGAAAUAAUGCACGUUCGUGCCGAAGUGCUGUUUUUCCUCGCCACCGAUCUUCGGACAUGCGAGGUCAAGUUGUCGUGGGCUUCUUCGCCGCGGCGAAGUGGAAGCUUGUGUCGACCAGAAAGCAGACAAUAUAUAAUUAGGGAUUGGACUGAAGGUCAGCGUAUUGAUAUCCACUCACUCAUGUGUUCGCAGGAUUCAAAUUCGGAACCGUUGAUGGGCUGCGCUUCUGAGUCAGUUAAUGUCCGCAUCCUCGCCGAUGCUGACAAGGUAUGUGCUCAUACGCAUCACAUCGUGCCACGUAAGCUUCGUAAUUUGGACGCUAUACUUUCAGGACUGGGUAUUACGGACCUACAGUGAUCCUGAAAUUGGAGGUAGAGCUCACGUAUCCGUGAUCAUUUUACAACUUCUGGGCAUCCUUUUCGGAUUACCAUCUAGACUCGGAAGGAACAUGACCAUAUGGACAACUAUCUUCCUUCUGAUGAGGUCCGGCAGGCUAGAUACCCCAUGAUCGUCGCUCUUCUUACAGUAUCACUUACACACUAUUGCGUCCAUUUUGCAUCCGAAUCAUUCCUUCAAAUGGGUGCAAGACAAUCCUGAAUUAUAGAAGAAUGAACGUUGAAAACUGCUAUCUAAUUCAUCGAUUAAUACGAUGGCCAAGGUUGGCAAUUCGACUUCUCAGCAGCACUCACUAUGGCCCGCGAUGGUCGCGUGAAUGAAAAUCUGACCAUAACUUUCGGCCGCCCUUGACAGAUGAGGUAUAUAACUAAGCUUACAACUCAAAGGCCCUUGGCCCUUUGUCGGAAUGCUGUCUACCAGGAAA
Suillus subaureus is the source of this 917-nucleotide messenger RNA. RefSeq lists its product as uncharacterized. The transcript has a single exon. The record is from RefSeq and is a predicted model, not a curated record. Lineage: Eukaryota; Fungi; Basidiomycota; Agaricomycetes; Boletales; Suillaceae. The coding region runs from base 336 to 605 and encodes 89 amino acids.